Molecule: messenger RNA, 994 nt
Organism: Gadus morhua (Atlantic cod)
Lineage: Eukaryota; Metazoa; Chordata; Actinopteri; Gadiformes; Gadidae
Gene: arl13a
Product: ADP-ribosylation factor-like 13A
Exons: 7
Coding region: 92-994 (300 amino acids)
Biological process (GO): receptor localization to non-motile cilium; non-motile cilium assembly
Cellular component (GO): non-motile cilium; ciliary membrane
Molecular function (GO): GTP binding; GTPase activity
Source: RefSeq, a predicted model, not a curated record
CCACAUGAGGUGACCGGGGGGUUUAUCCUAAACCUCAUUAGAUGUACAGGUAGUACAUGAUGUCAGUAGAGCGCUGGACACCAACACAUGCAUGGACAUAGAUCUUCUAUACAGGCUACAGAGAAGAUGGUGGCCACUGUGCUCACCUGGCCCUCCUCAUCCAAACAUGUUCAAUCUGAUGAGCAAUUGCUACAGCUGGCUGUCCAAGUUACAGGAACCAAUCAGGAAAGUGACCAUACUGGUAGUUGGUCUUGACAAGGCGGGAAAGACAUCUUCAGUCAGGGGUAUGCUGAGAGUGCCCUUAGGUUUGAACACGAGUCCGACUCAUGGCUGUGUUCGCUCGGAGCUGAGGGUGGACAAUUACCUGGUGAGCCUGCUGGAUGUUGGCGGAGCGCCUGAGUCCCGAGCGGUUUGGAGGGAGGUCUACGGAGACGUCCAUGGGAUCAUCUUCGUUGUUGACUCUAGUGACAGGCAGCGGAUAAAGGAGGUCAAGGAUGUCCUGUCGGAGAUGCUGAAGCAGCCCAGAGUGGCGGGAAAACCGAUAUUAGUAUUGGCCAACAAACAGGACAAAGUGAACGCUCUGCUGGGAAGUGAGCUGAUUGAAGUACUCUCUCUGGAAAAGCUGGUCAACCAAAGCCGCUCUCUGUGCCAUAUAGAGCCUUGCUCGGCCUCAACGGACCUGCGGCGCUGGGCCGACAAGAAGACCCUGCGUGGGCUCCAGUGGCUGUUGCGGGCCGUGUGCCUGGACUACCCGGAGCUGUGUGCCCGGGUAGCCCAGGACCGCAGGAGGCCCCUGGCUGCCCCGGGUGACACGGACAAACCUCGCAGAGCGGAGAAGGGCCGUCGAAAAAAAACCAAAGAAGAAAGGUUGCCCUCAGGCCAGUCUGACCUGCGGCAGGAGCACCGCCCUAAAGAGAAGGAGAAAAUGCUCAAAAGUGCAGGCAAAAUGCAGCCUAUUCGAAACAUGCUAAAAAAGGUAACAACAAACAACUAA